AGAAAGACCAGCUGCUUGUGGUCCUUCCUCCCAAGCUUUUCUGGGUCAGCAGUGCCCACUGGACCCAGUGAGACCACAGACGCCUUCAGAGUGUUCCAUGGGAGGGGCGGGGCUCCUUGGAGGAAGCUGGUGAAGCUCUGACCACAGACCGGGGAGCCCGCCACCUCUGCUGGUGCUUGCCAACAGCAGGAAGCCACAAGCUAUGGGAGCUGAAUGAGAUAACCACGAUGGGCUUUUUCUUUGGGAUUGUAUCAGGAGUUGCUGGUUAUCACUAGAAGGCUGCGGCAUCAUGAGGGUGCUGGGAUUGAAAAAGCUAUGGUGACAAGCUACUGAGCCUUACCAAGGAUGGGAGUGGUGAGCAGCAAAAAGCAGGUGAAGGAGAAGAGUAAGGCCCGAUGGAGUCCUGUGAAGGUCAACACCCAGAGCAAAGAUCCCCCACCACUGCCACCCUUGGUGCUGUUUAACCAUCUGGCUCCUGCACCUCCGGACACGUGUCCAGACCAAGAGGAGCACUUCGUGGUGGCCCUGUAUGACUACAGCUCGGUGAAUGACAGGGACCUGCAGAUGCUGAAGGGGGAGAAGCUGCAGAUACUGAAGGAAGUUGGAGACUGGUGGUUGGCCAGGUCUCUCAUCACUGGAAGAGAAGGCUAUGUGCCCAGCAACUUUGUGGCCCGAGUGGAGACCUUGGAAGUGGAAAAAUGGUUCUUUAGAUCAAUUAGCCGGAAAGAUGCUGAGAGGCAGCUUCUGGCUCCAAUCAAUAAGGCGGGCUCCUUUCUUAUCAGAGAGAGUGAAACCAACAAAGGUGCCUUUUCCUUGACUGUGAAGGAUGUGACCACCCAGGGGGAGAUGAUCAAACACUACAAGAUCCGCUCCCUGGAUGAAGGGGGCUAUUACAUCUCCCCCCGCAUCACCUUCCCUACACUCCAGGCUUUGGUGCAGCAUUAUUCUCAGAAAGGGGAUGGUUUAUGCCAGAGGCUGACCCAACCCUGUGUGAGUCUGGCUCCCCAAAACCCCUGGGCCCAGGAUGAAUGGGAAAUCCCCCGGCAGUCUCUCAAGCUGGUCAGGAAACUCGGGUCUGGGCAGUUUGGCGAUGUCUGGAUGGGUUAUUACAAGAACAAUGUGAAAGUGGCCAUCAAGACCUUAAAGGAGGGAACCAUGUCUCCGGAAGCCUUCCUGGCAGAGGCCAACAUGAUGAAAACUCUCCAGCAUGAGAGGCUAGUUCGUCUCUAUGCCGUGGUCACCAAGGAACCCAUUUACAUCGUGACCGAGUACAUGGCCAGAGGAUGCUUACUGGAUUUCCUGAAGACAGAUGAAGGUAGCAGAUUGUCCCUCCCCAGACUGAUCGACAUGUCAGCCCAGAUUGCCGAAGGAAUGGCAUACAUCGAGCAAAUGAAUUCGAUCCACCGCGACCUGAGAGCAGCCAACAUCCUGGUGUCUGAGACCCUGUGCUGCAAGAUCGCGGACUUCGGCUUGGCCCGCAUCAUUGACAGUGAAUACACUGCUCAAGAAGGCGCCAAGUUCCCCAUCAAGUGGACUGCCCCAGAGGCCAUCCAUUUUGGGGUGUUCACCAUCAAAGCAGAUGUGUGGUCGUUUGGAAUCCUCCUGAUGGAAAUCGUCACUUAUGGGCGCGUACCCUAUCCAGGAAUGAGCAACCCCGAGGUCAUCCGCAGCCUGGAGCGCGGCUACCGCAUGCCGCGGCCCGACUCGUGCCCGCCGGAGCUGUACCGCGGUGUCAUUGCUGAGUGCUGGAGGAGCCGGCCAGAGGAGCGGCCCACAUUUGAGUUCCUGCAGUCAGUGCUCGAGGACUUCCACACAGCCACCGAGCAGCAGUACGAGCUGCAGCCCUAGGCCCUGACGCAGGGACACGCGUCCAGGGCGCGCGAGGCCCGGGGUUGGCUCACAUCUGCGACCCAUCCUGUAGAACUGACCAGGCAUGUUCACCUCGCAGCUUAUAUUCUAGCCACAGCCAGCCAGGAAGGGCAGGGAUGAAUUGGUAUGCCCAUUUCUCAGAUGAGGAAAGUAGAAGUAGAGGUGGUCUGACGGGUGGAUCACACAGCACAGACUCUGGACAUUCAAUGGCAGCCCCCCCCCCCCUUCUCUGGCUGUGUGACCUUGGUGAGCCACUCAGCCUCUCUGCUCCUCCGCUGUCUUACUUGUACAAUGAGGGAAGAACCAUGAUAGUACCUACCUCGUAUGUUCCUCGAGAGGAUUACAUUCGUUAACCCCAGUAAGAUGUUCAGAAUAGUGCCCGGCAAACGCCUGGCACACCGUUAAACGUUUGAGUUCGUGUGACAACCCUGAGCUGGUGCCAAAAGCAAGAAGUCGGCUACAGGUGACUGGGGAGUCCGGCUGCUCCCACCUGCGCCGUCCGCGCCCCUGUCCUGCUCGCUCUCUGCUAUCCCAGAAGCAGGACUGGGUCCUCUGAGAUGUCUGUUCAGAGAAGCGUCCAGCGCUUUGGGGGCUUUUCCGUAAUAAAGUCACGAGAUCUGA
Messenger RNA from Mustela lutreola (European mink), 2490 nucleotides. RefSeq names its product BLK proto-oncogene, Src family tyrosine kinase (gene BLK). Gene Ontology annotation, biological process: innate immune response; cell differentiation; cell surface receptor protein tyrosine kinase signaling pathway. The record is from RefSeq and is a predicted model, not a curated record. The coding region runs from base 346 to 1848 and encodes 500 amino acids. The transcript has 13 exons. Lineage: Eukaryota; Metazoa; Chordata; Mammalia; Carnivora; Mustelidae. Gene Ontology annotation, molecular function: signaling receptor binding; non-membrane spanning protein tyrosine kinase activity; ATP binding. Gene Ontology annotation, cellular component: extrinsic component of cytoplasmic side of plasma membrane.